This is a messenger RNA of Arabis nemorensis, 186 nucleotides long. NCBI's taxonomy places the organism in Eukaryota, Viridiplantae, Streptophyta, Magnoliopsida, Brassicales, Brassicaceae. The record is from the annotation of a GenBank genome assembly.
AUGGGAGGAGAGACGGGAGGAGAAAUGCCGUCUACAGACAUGAGAGAAGAGAUGGGAGGAGAGACGCCGUCUACAGACACGAGAGAAGAGAUGGGAGGAGAGACGCCGUCUACAGAGAUGUCGUCUACAGAGACGCCGUCUACAGAGAUGUCGUCUACAGAGACGCCAUCUUUAGAGCCGUCGUGA